UUUCGUUCUUAGCCGCCAUUUUCGCUGCUCCUUAGCUCAAUUCUUCUUCACUGCGUUUUAGUGAUUUGUUUAGGUAUCUUAUUGUUGAUUUUUUUCUCAAUGGGGGAUUUCAGUCACCUGGAGAAGAUGGGAAGAGAGCUCAAAUGCCCAAUUUGUUUGAGUCUUUUAAACUCUGCCGCUUCACUGGGAUGCAACCACGUAUUCUGCAAUGUAUGUAUAGAGAAGUCAAUGAAAUCGGCUUCAAACUGCCCAGUUUGUAAGGUGCCUUUUCGGCGUAGAGAAGUUCGUCCUGCUCCACACAUGGAUAAUUUGGUGAGCAUUUACAAAAGCAUGGAAGCUGCUUCGGGAAUGAAUAUAUUUAUUUCUCAGAAUUUGUCUUCUGCUAAGUUAUCUGAUGGGGAGAAUCAAGUGGAAGGUGAUGGCAAAGGUUCAAAACGGCAUAAUGCAGAAACCAGCGAGUUCAUAGCUUAUGAACAAAGAACUUUGGAAAAAGAGCCACAAAGGACACGAAAAUCCAAGCGGAAGAAUUCUGCUUGUUCCCCUGUGAAAUCUUCAUUUCCAAGAAAGAAAAGGGUUCAGGUGCCGCAGUGUCCCCUUUCAGAAACACCUACCCGAUCUGCAAAGUUAGUACAUAGUUUUAACAAGGAGAAUGAAGAACCGAGAAAAAGUGCAGUUGCUUCGGAGAAUAAAGGUCAGCCAGUGCUUUCGCCUUUUUUUUGGUUGAGAGAAAGAGAUGAAGAUGAAAAGUCAAAUCAGCAGUCUGAUAUGGAUCAGCCUACGGACUCAAUGACAAUGAACGUUCUUUCCUUCAGUGAUAUCAAGGAUUCACUGGAUGAAAGCCCUUCAAAGCCUUCAAUGGAGGAAGUGUGCGACAAGCCAUCCUACGACUUGGAUCUCUUUGAUAGUGAAAUGUUUGAAUGGACUCAAAGAGCCUGUUCCCCCGAACUUUGUUUAAGUCCCUUUAAACUGCAGGUUGAAGAUAUUGCCAGAACUGAAAUAGCAUUAUUAGCAGCAGCACCUAAUGAAGAACCUAGGGUUCAAAAUCUAAAUGGAAGUUCUAAUCACAGUGGUGGUAUACCGGACGAGUUGGUGGUACCUGAUGUGUCCCUUCUAGAAGACAACAGUACGAAGGAUCAUACUGGAAGUGCUAAACUCAGCAAAAGAGGUAGAAAGAGAAAGGAAACUGCACUGAGGAAAUGUGCUAAAAGAUUGGGAGAAUCAGCCAUUGACAAUUAUUCCCAUUCAGGUAUGGAAACCGAAUGCUUGCUUCAAAAGCAGGAACACCAUGUUAGUAACAGCUCUGAUAAUCUGAAAAAUGUUAUCAAAAGGAGCAAGAGGAAAAUGCACCGUGGUUUUGAUGCAAAUAAGAUGACUCUUGAAAAUGUUCCUGACGAUCCAAUUAAUUUAGCCACUCCAAAUGAGAAUUUUGGAACCGAGACAUCAGGCUUUCCAGAAGUGGAAAAGGUUAGUCAAUUCCCGGAAAAGGGUCGCAAGAACGGCAGAGCCUGCAAGAAAACGCACUUCGGUAGGGAUGCCAAACAGGCGACUCCAGAGAAUGCUAUUGCCAAUCCAGUUAGUUUAGGAGCUCCAGAUGAUAAACACGAGAAUUUUGGAACCGAGCUGUUAGCUUUACCAGAGGUCGAAAAGGUUUGUCAAUUACCUGAAAAUAGUCGCAUGAAAGGCAGAGGCAAGAAGAAAGCACGCUUUGGUAACGAUGCAAAUAUGACUAUUCUUGAAGACGUUCCUGCACAUCCCAUUGGUUUAGGAACUCCAAACGAUAGUUCUUGGAAUCUUGGAACUGAGGUUUCAGCUUUUCAAGAAAUCGAAAAGGUUAGUCAAUUCCCAGAAAAAAAUAACAAGAAUGGUGGAGCCGGCAAAGACCAGAGAUUGGUCCAAUACCGCAGGAAGUCUAAGAAACAAAAGUUAUAUUCAGGGGACGACAAACUGCGAGAGAAACAAUCUUCCAAUCAGAAUCAACACGAUGGUUGCGCUAUUCGUGAUUUAACCACCACACCCGGAAUUGCUACAUCUACUGAUCAAAAAAGGGAACAUGAGAAACAAGAUAAAAGUUCCUCUGUCUGCAUAAUAACUUGUGAGUAUGAUAAUGUCACUCAAGAAAAGCAUGUUGCUCAGGAAAAUCGAAGUGAGUUCUCUGAAAUUUUUCCAUGCUGUACCGACGCAAAAAACCUGGAUCCUACGGCCAAAAAAGUUGGUUCAGAAAAACAUGAAAGAUUGGAUAAGGAAUUUCAUUGUGCUUUCUGUCUCUCAUCAGAAGAGUCAGAGGCUUCUGGAAGAAUGGUCCACUAUUUCAAUGGGAAGCCGAUUGAUACAGAUGACGUAAAAAACUCAAAGGUCGUCCAUGCACAUUGGAAUUGUGUUGAAUGGGCGCCCGAUGUUUACUUUGAUGGUGACACAGCGAUUAACCUUGAAGCUGAACUCAGUAGAAGUCGAAGAAUUAAAUGUGGUUUCUGCGGAAACAAGGGUGCUGCUCUUGGGUGUUAUGAGAAGUGUUGUCGUAAGAGCUUUCACGUUCCUUGUGCAAAGUUGAUGCCUCAAUGUCAAUGGGAUACUGUAAAUUUUGUGAUGUUAUGCCCACUUCAUCCGGAUUCUAAACUGCCAAGCCAAUAUUUGGGACAUCAAGAACGGAAAAGAAGUUGCGCUCCUAAGCGACAAUCGAACACUAAAUGUAAAGCAGUUGCGCGUGAGAUCAGCAAUAGUAGAGUGUUUACAUUUCGUGAAUCAUCUAAGAAAUUGGUUCUGUGCUGUUCAGCUCUCACCACAGCAGAGAGGGAAGCUGUUACUGAAUUUCAGAGAUUAUCUGGAGUUCCAGUGUUACAAAAAUGGGAUGAUAGCGUUACACAUAUUAUUGCAUCAACAGAUGAAAAUGAAGCAUGUAAAAGAACCUUCAAAAUUUUGAUGGGCAUUUUGAAGGGAAAAUGGGUACUGAGUCUGAAAUGGAUUAGGGCUUGUAUACAAGCCAUGGAGCAAAUAGAGGAAGAACGCUUUGAGAUUACUCUAGAUGUGCAUGGAAUCAGAGAUGGCCCUCAACAUGGAAGAUUGAGAGUCUUGAACAAUCAAGCAAAACUUUUUUCUGGGUUGAAGUUCUUCUUUACAGCGGAUUUCUUACCUUCAUACAAAGGAUAUCUCCAACAACUUGUUACUGCAGCUGGAGGAACUAUUCUGCUUAGAAAACCAGUUUCAAGCAACCAAAACACCCCUUGUUCUUCACCUGAUUGCCAAGUUUUUAUCAUUUACAGUCUUGAGCUUUCUGAUCAAUGCGAUCCACGUGAAAGGAGUAAGAUUCUCAAUUACAGACGUUCCGAAGCCGAGUCGCUUGCUAAGUCGGCUGCAGCCAAAGUUGCAACCAAUCUAUGGCUUUUGAACUCGAUUGCAGGCAGUAAAUUGAGCAGUCGUCUUGUGGAGUAACUGUGAGCCAUGUAUGUAUAUUUUCCUACUCAGUUGUAUAUGCCUUCAAUUGAGAGAGAAUGGCCAAACAAGGCAAGCUAAAUGUUAUAUCAUAUCAUAUCAUAAACCAUGUGAUACAGAUCUGGUAUCUAUUGAUUUAUAAAUGUAUUUAGUGUUAUUUU
Messenger RNA from Cucurbita pepo subsp. pepo (vegetable marrow), 3587 nucleotides. Its product is annotated as protein BREAST CANCER SUSCEPTIBILITY 1 homolog. Gene Ontology annotation, molecular function: ubiquitin-protein transferase activity. NCBI's taxonomy places the organism in Eukaryota, Viridiplantae, Streptophyta, Magnoliopsida, Cucurbitales, Cucurbitaceae. The record is from RefSeq and is a predicted model, not a curated record. Gene Ontology annotation, cellular component: BRCA1-A complex; BRCA1-BARD1 complex. Gene Ontology annotation, biological process: positive regulation of transcription by RNA polymerase II; double-strand break repair via homologous recombination.